UUUUCGCAUUUAAUUGGAACGUAAAUUGAAAAUUGUGAAUAAUUUGAAGUUCAAUCACCGAAAUAGUUAUUGUUACAACACCAGGGCAUGCAACUCAUGCCUAACGACGCGUUUUCCAUGCACGACAAGUGGUAAAAUCGAUAUCUAUAUGUACGGAAAGUGAAAAUCAAAUUUCGACGCGAGCGACCAAACCACGAGACCACACUAGUUUUUCUGAGCGAUGCAUUCGCUUCACUGGACAUCGCGUAUGAUAUCGCGUGCCCUCCGUAGCAGCUUUUCCACACUCUUGGAGUCUGCCACCGGGGCAGGGGCGGCCAGCAAGGUUGGCGAAGGUGCUCUCAAGUCUGCCACCCCGCGGCCACACUUCGUGUCUGUGGUCUGCGGAUUCGCCAAGGACAACCUGCGGCACAAGUACAAGCCUGGAAAGUAUGGCGAGGACUCCUGGUUCAAGGCAUCAACAGAGCAGGCGGAUGUGAUGGGCGUGGCCGACGGCGUCGGCGGCUGGCGCAGCUACGGCAUCGAUCCGGGCGAGUUCUCCUCCUUCCUGAUGCGCACAUGCGAGCGCCUGGUGCAGUGCAGUCACUUCAACCCGCAACGACCCGUCAACCUGCUGGCGUACAGCUACUGCGAGCUGAUGGAGCAGAAGAAGCCCAUUCUGGGCAGCAGCACUGCCUGCGUGCUAAUCCUCAAUCGGGAGACCAAAACGGUGCACACUGCCAAUAUCGGAGACAGUGGCUUCAUGGUGGUGCGGCAGGGUGAGGUGGUGCACAAGUCUGAGGAGCAACAGCACUACUUCAAUACGCCCUUCCAGCUCUCCCUGCCCCCGCCCGGCCACGGCCCGAACGUACUGAGCGAUAGCCCCGAAUCGGCGGACACCAUGAGUUUCCCCGUGGAGGAUGGCGAUGUUAUACUCAUCGCCACCGAUGGCGUCUUCGACAAUGUGCCGGAGGCCCUGCUGCUGGAUGUGCUGCGCGAUGUGGAGGGCGAACGGGAUUCCGUCAAGCUACAGAUGACGGCCAACACCCUGGCUCUGAUGGCGCGCACGCUGUCCCUCAACAGCGAGUUCCUCUCGCCCUUUGCCCUCAGCGCUCGUCGCAACAAUAUACAGGCGCGCGGAGGCAAGCCCGACGACAUCACCGUCGUCCUGGCCACCGUGGCAAUGUAAAACUCAUAGUCGAGAGAUGUUCCCUUAACGUCAAUGUCCCCCCGCCAGCCCGUCAAUGUCUCCAAAACUUAGUGAUUAAUGUUUAAUCGUAGCCCGUACGUAUUUAGUUAGCUUUUAGGAGUCUGUUUUUAUCGUGGUUCUGUCUAAUGUUUAAGCUUAGUGUUGAGAUAUUUUGAAUUAGACGAGACGAGACGUGAACGAGAACGAACGAUGGCCAUAACGACAUCAACAACAACGACACGAACACUCCCCCCUCCACUUUCAAUUGUUACAUGCCCCAUAUGCCCCCCUCACACUCAUACAUACUAAACUAAAACUAAAAUAACAUUAAACCAAAACUAAGCGUUGCGCAUCCUGGAGAGCGAACCAAACGCUGGAUCUGAACCCUGACGCCCCCAAUCAAAGCGAAUGCAACGCCUUCAUAUGUAUACAUAACCCUCGCUAUAAGUAGUAAAGAAAAACAAACAAAAAACGAUUAUAAUAAAUGCUAAAUUAUCAGCCCGAAAUGAUCUUUGUCGUCAGCGGACGCAGCAAGACGUAGGAGGUGGCGUUCUAAUCAACAAAUAAAUUGCGAAACGAACCCGAAACUGAACCCUGGAGGAGAAGGAGGAAGAGGAAAGGGCGAUGCGACGAGGAGUCGAAGUGCAUUAUUAUAAGUAUGCGAACUAUUUGAACUGAGGAUUAUUACUAUCCAGGCGAAAAAUAGCGACUGUCUUUAACAAAAUUUACUGUCCAAAUGUACUCACUGAUAUUUGCGACCCAAUUAUUCAUUGAAAUCAACAA
Molecule: messenger RNA, 1948 nt
Organism: Drosophila subobscura
Lineage: Eukaryota; Metazoa; Arthropoda; Insecta; Diptera; Drosophilidae
Product: protein phosphatase PTC7 homolog
Exons: 1
Coding region: 221-1165 (314 amino acids)
Source: RefSeq, a predicted model, not a curated record